This is a messenger RNA of Exophiala mesophila, 2175 nucleotides long. RefSeq lists its product as uncharacterized. The record is from RefSeq and is a predicted model, not a curated record. The transcript has 2 exons. The coding region runs from base 1 to 2175 and encodes 724 amino acids. NCBI's taxonomy places the organism in Eukaryota, Fungi, Ascomycota, Eurotiomycetes, Chaetothyriales, Herpotrichiellaceae.
AUGAAGAUCCUUAUAUUGGCUCUGCUCAUUCAGAGGAUUGUAUGCUUUGCAAUCACAAAGGUACCAACCGACGUGUCGAUAUCCCUUGCAAGCUCAACAGCAACUACCUCACCGAGUAUCACUGGCCUCCCGUUGCCACUGGCCUCCAUCGCCAGGACUGAUGUCAACGUUCCUGAUCAUCAGAUACCGUUCUCUGCACUAGUGACUAUUGCGCCAUUGCUGCCAAACCCUUUAGAGAGAAGACAGAGAUGCUGGGACGACCGUGGAUUCAGCGUCAAUUGUGCCACUUGGACCGGUUACUACUACACUUGGGGCCCUCCAGGUGAUCCUUACAGGGGCGGUCCAGGAGAGGGAGCAGAUGGGAGUGGAGGUUAUGGUGGCGGUGGCAGCAAUGGCGAGGGCGGCAUCAACCUCGAAAAAGCCCUUGGCCUCUACUUCAUUUACUCGGAUUCAAAGUUCAACUCUCCAUAUCUGUCAAUCAGCGAAGUUCCCUCGUCUGUAUCGUUCAACUUUCGAGUCUACAGACAUCUUCGCCCACAGAUGAUUCUUCCUCGCUUUCUCGAUCUACAAGCCCCUCUGUUUCGAGGAAUGGGUCGCAAAGGCAGAGCAUGCAGAAGCCGAUUCGCACAAAGUCUUUUGGUCUCACUCGUUCUCCAAGGCUUUGUCGCUGCGGAUCGAGCCCUGCAGCCCAGUCAGGGUGGUCUAGUUCAUCCAGUUCCGGCACCAGACAGCUCUGGCGAUUGGGUGACGCUGACCGACCCUGCAACAAUGGCACAUGCGACAAACCCGAUAGAUACUCAUACUUCGGACAAACCUGAGGUUAUCAUUCAGUCGAUACCAUCAAAUCCAUGGUUGGUCGAAUCUGCGUCCACAACUGAGUGCUUUAAUUUUGAAUCAGGGUGGCCGACUUUAUUAGGCUUGGGCGCCCCGUGCGAAUCUCAUCAUCCGGGGCACUCUAUCCCUGAUUCAUCUUUCACCUCGCCAACCACGACACCUCCUUGGGGUUCCCUGCAUAUAACUUUACCUGAGACAAGCAGCGGUGAAACAUCACCCGACAGCAGCUCUUUCGAUACAACAUCCUUUUCCUCCACCACUACGGUAACGAUGCCAAUGUACUCGACCACCGUGAUUAUAACAAGAAACAGAACAGAUACAGAGCGUGCAAUGACGACAGCAGUCUCAGAGACAUCCUUGUCUGAAAACCAGACGUUCGCUGUCGCAUCACAGCCUAUGUCCUCUGAAUCGUUGGGUACAGCAGACGACUCGGACAUUAGCACAAAGGCCGAGACGUCUCAAAUAAACUCCACUGAAUCGGUUUCAGCAUCUGUCGCUCCAUCCACUUCUACUCAAACCAACUCAAGCACGCACCAUCCGUCGACGUACGUGGUCAGCGUCGUCACGACGCUCACGGAAUGGGAGUACACGACCAUGUCCCUGGUGGUGACAACUGUACCGACAUUGACACUUCCAAGAUCAACCAUCACCGGAACCGCAGAUGAAGCUUGUCAGACUCUACCAUGUACCAGACGAAACAAUACGUUUACAAUGAGCAAUACAGGAUCAUCGAAUUCAUCCCUCACCUCUGGCAUCAGCACCCAUACGACACACACUCUCUCCCUGAAUCUCAAUUCAUCCACGGAUCACCCCAGCACCAAUACCAGCAUCGUCAUCAGCAGCAGCAGCUCCGUUCCCACAAUAGGACAGAUCUACACAUCAAGCGACCUUGCCAGUGUUCCACAUACAUACCGACAAUACAAAUCCCACAGUAGAACAUACACAUCGGAUCUAGGCGUCGUGACUACAACAUGUAUUCCCACGACGACAGUCACGGCCGCGCCACAUGGCAAGGUUUCAACUACUGUCAUUUUCGGCGAGUGUGGACCAGGAAUUGGGCCGAUGGUCACGGAGAGUAUUCAUGUCACCGAAACGGGUGGAGGUGACGGAGUCAAUGGUGAGAUAGAGAUGAUGAUGAUGAUGAUGAUGAUGAUUCGGGAUCCCGAUGUGAAGCCUGUUGUCUUUGAUAUUGGCCCUAUAAAUGGGUAUCAAGACCGAGAUGCAAAUGGAGAUGGAGAUGGAGAUGGAGAUGGAGAUGGAGAUCGAAGCAGCCAUGACUAUCCAAGCUAUCCUUCAGAGCCUACGACUCUCAGUACUAGAGUCAAUUCUAGGCAAGUGUGA